AACCCUACAAUAAUAGGGCUGAUAAAAAUUAAUUUGCAGAAGUUAAGCAGCCGCCGCCGGAAUCGUAGCUACCAUCAGCUUGAAGCUUUUGUAAUUUUGUACUUUUAUACGACGUGAGGAAGAAGCACACGAUGACCGAUCUGCGGAACGAGAUGGACAGUGACCUGGACCAGAACUACUCUCUGAACAGCAACGCGGACCCCAAGAACAUGCAGGAGCUGACCAUUUACGUACAAAAUCUGUUGCAGAAUGUGCAGGACAAGUUCCAGACCAUGUCUGAUCAGAUAAUCACGCGCAUUGACGACAUGGGGAACCGUAUCGAUGAUCUGGAAAAGAGCAUCGCCGAUCUGAUGAACCAGGCCGGGAUCGAGGGACAGGUCCCGGAGAAAUGAGAUCCGUAGUGCUGGCCGCCGGCCACACCCCUCUGGAGAAUGAAAUCCAAAACCCAUAAGAUACAUACACACAUGCAUCGAACACCCGGCACCAGUCCCAUCCUCACCUCGUCACCGAAUUAAAGAUUACAAUUCCAGGCUAUCACAUUCAUUUAUAUGUAUAUUCCCGCACCCAUUUGCUCUCAACAACACACUUGCUCAUCUGUUUAUUGCGUAGCUUUAAGUUUCCCGAACGGGAGCAUCAUAAUUUAAGUAAAGUAAUACGUUUUGUGAGCAACGGGCCAAUAAUUUAGAGUUAUUUGCCUUUUAGUUUCUAUUUAUAAUCGUAUUAAAACAAAUUCGAGAAUUGUAA
Messenger RNA from Drosophila bipectinata, 744 nucleotides. Its product is annotated as heat shock factor-binding protein 1. NCBI's taxonomy places the organism in Eukaryota, Metazoa, Arthropoda, Insecta, Diptera, Drosophilidae. Gene Ontology annotation, biological process: cellular heat acclimation. Gene Ontology annotation, cellular component: cytosol; nucleus. The record is from RefSeq and is a predicted model, not a curated record. Gene Ontology annotation, molecular function: transcription corepressor activity.